Molecule: messenger RNA, 1795 nt
Organism: Leguminivora glycinivorella
Lineage: Eukaryota; Metazoa; Arthropoda; Insecta; Lepidoptera; Tortricidae
Gene: Ubc7
Product: ubiquitin-conjugating enzyme E2 G2
Exons: 5
Coding region: 111-617 (168 amino acids)
Cellular component (GO): endoplasmic reticulum; cytosol
Source: RefSeq, a predicted model, not a curated record
UGCGAUAACUACACAGCUCGUUUUGGUCUAAGAUUCUUUAAAAAACAGAGUGGAUCGAUACUUGAUUUCAUGACUUUACUUAUAAUUUGAAGCUGCAUUAAAGUCCUAAAAUGGCUGGGUCUGCAUUGCGGCGGCUUAUGGCCGAAUAUAAACAGCUUACUGUCAAUCCACCAGAAGGAAUUAUUGCAGGACCGAUAAACGAAGAGAAUUUCUUCGAAUGGGAAGCUCUAAUCACGGGGCCAGAAGGAACGUGUUUUGAAGGUGGCAUAUUCCCGGCCAAGCUUGUGUUCCCGCCAGACUACCCGCUAAGCCCUCCCAAGAUGCAGUUCACUUGUGAAAUGUUUCAUCCAAACAUAUAUGCUGAUGGGCGAGUAUGCAUAUCUAUUCUCCAUGCGCCAGGAGAUGAUCCCAUGGGCUAUGAGAGCAGUGCUGAGAGGUGGUCACCGGUUCAAAGUGUUGAAAAAAUACUGUUGUCUGUAGUCAGUAUGCUAGCUGAACCCAAUGACGAGAGUGGAGCAAAUGUAGAUGCAGCAAAAAUGUGGAGGGAGGACCGAGAACAAUUUAACAAGAUUGCAGAAAGAUUGGUCAGAAGCACACUAGGUUUACCAACACAAUAACAUUCAUGUGCUAAACUCACUGACUGAGCUUUAAUAUAUCUGGUGGCUUGUAAAGUUGUAAACUAGUGUGAAAAUAUAUUUUUAGCAUAAUCUUUCUACACAAAGAGAUAAUAUGGAUAUAUACUCAAAGUUAUCUAGAGCAUGGCCAAACAAUUCACAUAUUGAUGUUUGAGUAUCUGGUUAUUGUUGUUUACAUAUAGUUGUGUAAUGGUGACACAACAAGGAUAAUUAUUUCUAUUGAUAUCAGAAAAAUGGAACUAAAUGAUGAACAUUAUUAUUAUUGCACAAAGCUUACUUCAGAAUAAUUUUAUUGUGAGAUGACUAUUAUAAUAUAAAUCUGGACAUGUAAUUAAUUAUGAUUUUUGUAUAAUUGAUUUAUUUUUUAAAUGUAGAUAUUGUAGAUUGUAGUGCCAAGCACAGAGCGAAUAAAUUUAUGACUGUUAUUCAUGUUAGACAUAGGUAUUAAAUCUGUUAACUUGGAAUGACGUAAACAUUUCGCAAUUAUCAUUGUGGUCGUAGUACUUUAGAAGCUAAAGCGCGCGGUUGUUUUUGCAAUAGACCGGGCUUGAACCCGCGAUUAUGAAAUGUAGUGAAAUCAUAUCGCUGCGUUAGCCGUGUAAAACAAUAUGCGGCUAUUACUUCAUUAGAUUAUCCGAUUUGAAAUGGGUGUGUGGGAUUGCCCUAGACGCUGCGGUGAUAGCGCAGAACUACCGCGUGUAUAAUUGGUUGUUGAUGGAUUGGGAUUGGUUAUAAGAUUAAGUUGCCGGCCAAUGAACCAAGGCCUUAUAAGACAUCGUCAACAGUAUAACGAUGUCAGUUAGUACAUGUGGCUGUAAAUAUUGAUAAAUGAGCGAAGAAUUAGAUUUAUUACGUGACAGCAUAGCGAAUUCAUUUGCAUAAUGAUUUUCAUUCAAUAUGUUAUAAUCAUGACUGUAUUUUCCUCCAAAAUAUAUCAACUUGAAGAUACAGUUCUUCCUAAAACCUGGCCCCGUAGCCGAAUGGCAUUUCUGCGGCGCCAAACGCCGCAGAAAUGAAGUCUGGCUCUGUCCCGCCAAUACGCAAGAGCGAUAGAGAUAGAUUGCGACGCCAAACGCCGCAGAAAUGCCAUUCGGCCAUGGGGCCUAGUACGACAUAUGGUAAAAUUAGUUAAUGUUAUGAAAGGUAUUUUGAUCCCUAAU